UUCCGCUCACUGACUGUUGGGGCCUGCAUGCAGCCAGGCACUUGUCACAGGAGUGAGAGCUAAGACAGGGUUAGGAGGGGAAGGGGGGCCAGAUCACUAUUUGCAGGUAGAGAUAUUUAAAUACUUUCAGAGAGAGGGCUAGUGGGGAAGAGGAAAAAUGAGACGGCAAAGGACGCAUAACACAUAGUCAUUGUAAUAUCCUUACACAAGACACCAAAAGGUUUAUAAGUCAAGUAAGGAUCACUGCUGGCUGUGAGUGAAGGGUCAUAGUAACUUACUCUAACUGAAUGGCACGAGAUUAACAAGAGUGAUUGAGACGUGGGAACCAGGGAGCGUUGGGCUGGAAGGAUUGUUCCUGAAUCACCAGACUGGACAGACUGUUCCUGAAUCACCAGACUGGACAGACUGUUCCUGAAUCAACGGGCUGGACAUACCGUUCCUGAAUCACCGGGCUGGACAUACCGUUCCUGAAUCACCGGGCUGGACAGACUGUUCCUGAAUCACCAGACUGGACAGACUGUUCCUGAAUCACCAGACUGGACAGACUGUUCCUGAAUCACCGGGCUGGAUAGACCGUUCCUGAAUCACCGGACUGGAUAGACCGUUCCUGAAUCACCGGGCUGGACAUACCGUUCCUGAAUCACCGGGCUGGACAGACCGUUCCUGAAUCACCGGGCUGGACAUACCGUUCCUGAAUCACCGGGCUGGACAUACCGUUCCUGAAUCACCGGGCUGGAUAGACCAUUCCUGAAUCACCGGGCUGGAUAGACCGUUCCUGAAUCACCGGGCUGGAUAGACCGUUCCUGAAUCACCGGGCUGGACAGACCGUUCCUGAAUCACCGGGCUGGAUAGACCGUUCCUGAAUCACCGGGCUGGAUAGACCGUUCCUGAAACACUGGACUGGACAGACCGUUCCUGAAUCACCGGGCUGGAUAGACCGUUCCUGAAUCACCGGGCUGGAUAGACCGUUCCUGAAUCACCGGGCUGGACAGACCGUUCCUGAAUCACCGGGCUGGAUAGACCGUUCCUGAAACACUGGACUGGACAGACUAUCCCUGAAUCACCGGGCUGGACAGACCAUUGCUGAAUAGUCAGCUUGUAUGGGCUGUUUCUGGAUCACUGGUGUGUAUAAACUGGUUCUGAAUCCUUAGUCUCUACAGACUGUUCUGAAUUGUUGGCUUUUAUGGACUGUUUCUGAAUCGCUUGUCUAUAAAGACAUUCCUGAAUCGUUGGCCUGCAUUGACUGUUCCUGAAUCGUUGGCCUGCAUUGACUGUUUCUGAAUCAUUGGAUUUGACAAACCUUUUCUAAAACUUAAGAGUUGGACGGACCUUUCCUAAACUACUGGGCUGGAUGAGUCAUUUUACGGUUGUUUUGCGGUUAUUCUUCUCCCUCUAAGUGUUCACCGAAGCCAAUCCAAACCUGCUGGGCUCUCAGUGGCAUUUGGUGGCCCCCAUAGAGUAACCCCGGGUAGUGGCUCCUGUUGCUCCUCGGACUGACUGUUGACCAGUAGCCUUCAGGACGUGUUAUCCUGCACUUUCGAAUUAAGAAUUGGGUGCUUGUUAUACCCAUCAUCCCAGCUUGUACACCCGAGGCACCACAUAUCGGGGAGCCUGGGAGGAAUGGCGGGUAACACUACGGUUCUCGAACAGAUAUUCCUCACCUCGCCCAGCUGCGAUGCCUGGAACCUCAUCAUGGAGAGGGCCCUAUACCACCUGGCAUGUUUCAUCUUUCUGCUGGCGUACAUGGGAGGAAGCGGCAUCUUCGGUUGCAUCUUCAUCUUCCUACUGAUGGCUCUGGGCUGUUUGUGUACAACAAUGUGGGGCUGGCUGCUGGCCUGUGGCCUAGAUAUAUUUGUAUGGAACCUUCUGCUGACGUUUGCCUGCAUUGUUCAGGUCUCCCACCUCCUAUACAGGUUACGUAAGGAAUCCUAUGGGGAGGACUACGACUGCUUGUACCAGACCUUGUAUCAUCCCCUGCAAGUUCCCAUUGAUGUCUUCAAAGAGAUCGCACAAUGCAGCGGCAUGCAAAUCCAGACACUAAGCACUGACCAGAGUUACGCUCUAGAGGGGAAGACACCUAUUGACCGCCUGUCUCUUCUCAUCUCCGGCAGGGUGAAGGUGAGUCUGGAUGGGCAGUUCCUGCAUUAUAUUUUCCCAUACCAGUUCCUGGACUCUCCGGAAUGGGAAUCUCUGCGCCCCUCUGAAGAAGGGACAUUCCAGGUAACACUUACCGCAGAGACAGACUGUAGCUACAUCAGCUGGCCUAGAAAGAAGCUCUACCUUCUGUUGGCCAAGGAGAAGUACAUUGCCCGUCUGUUCGCAGUACUUCUUGGCUUUGACAUCUCCCAGAAACUCUACGCGCUGAACGACAAGCUUUUUGCCAAGUUUGGACUGCGCUUUGACAUCCGCCUACCCAGCCUCUAUCGUGUCCUGGGACCAUACUCAGAGUCAGCAGCAGCGAUAGGGCCAGCGGUGGAACCCUUGGCAUCCCUUCUUCCGCAAGACCCAUUGCACGUCCACAAGGCGCCACCUGUCAUGUCUCACCAGCCUGGAGGAAACAGGGCUCCACGACCUGAGAGUGGCAUUAUGGCUUCAAGUGUCCUGCAGAGAGGUCACCCUCGGCUCCUGUCUCACACGAGAGCCCCUCUCGCCCCAACUCAGACUCCAGAACUUUAGGGAACAAGAAGGUAUCCAGUCAACUCUGCUGUGAGCACAAUUCACUAGUGUGUAAACUUGCACCUUUCUAUACAUGGCUUCCACUAAGUACAUGGAACAAUAACUGCUGAUACAAUGUGGCUGCACUCUCUCUGAGUCCAGAAGGAUGGAUACAAAGGAGAGAGGGCCAGAUGUCUAAAUGCUGGAAUCACAAUGCAUUCUCACUGCCAAUAUGUCCUCCCCAAUGAACCAGUAAGAUGUGAUGGACUCCAGGACCAUGUGAUAAGAUGUUACAAUGAAAUGUGUGGAUUGCCUGUUACUUACAUGAGUGCUUCACAGUUGUCUACACGUCUUCCUUCACUUAGGCUGAUGGUACCGGUGUUAUGGCCUCCAAGUGACCACUUGGGUAUUUAGCAGAAUGGCCAUGGGUGGGCGAGGAUAUAUUUUAUUACAAUGUUUGAUGUUGUUUGUAUACACCAUGAAUACAAGACAAUUAAUUGAACAAGGAA
Messenger RNA from Pelobates fuscus (common spadefoot toad), 3164 nucleotides. It is a transcript of the gene POPDC2, whose product is annotated as popeye domain containing 2. NCBI's taxonomy places the organism in Eukaryota, Metazoa, Chordata, Amphibia, Anura, Pelobatidae. The coding region runs from base 1621 to 2676 and encodes 351 amino acids. The transcript is spliced from 5 exons. Gene Ontology annotation, molecular function: cAMP binding. Gene Ontology annotation, biological process: skeletal muscle tissue development; regulation of membrane potential; striated muscle cell differentiation. Gene Ontology annotation, cellular component: sarcolemma. The record is from RefSeq and is a predicted model, not a curated record.